Molecule: messenger RNA, 564 nt
Organism: Triticum turgidum subsp. durum (durum wheat)
Lineage: Eukaryota; Viridiplantae; Streptophyta; Magnoliopsida; Poales; Poaceae
Source: the annotation of a GenBank genome assembly
AUGCCGAAGCUGCAGCGGUACAGGGGCGUCAGGCAGAGGCACUGGGGCUCCUGGGUCUCCGAGAUCCGCCACCCGCUCAUAUGUUCUGAUGUGUGUUUGCGUUUUGGGCUGCGGUGGUGGGUGCAGGAAGACGAGGAUCUGGCUGGGCACGUACGAGACGGCGGAGGACGCGGCGCGGGCGUACGACGAGGCGGCGAGGCUCAUGAGCGGGCCCGCGGCGCGCACCAACUUCCCCUCCACAAACGGUGUCGCCGCCGCCGGCGGAUGCCUCUCAGCGACCCUGCGCGCCAAGCUGGAGAAAUGCUGCAUGUCGACGCCGGCGCCGGUGCAAAACGUCGAGGCGGCCAAGGCGGCGAGGACCGGAGGCGGCGCCGCUCGCCGAAACAGGGUCGAGGACGUCGUCAAGCGCGUGGACGAGGAGGAGGAGUGCAUCGAGGAGAUGAUCAGGGAGCUCACCCACUACGGCUCCGUGGAGAUCGUCGCCCCCUCCGCCUGCUCCAGCUCCGUCGUCUAGCUCUAGCCCGCCGACCACCGUCCAGCCAGACCGGCCGCUCCCCUAGCUAG